Molecule: messenger RNA, 3663 nt
Organism: Aspergillus puulaauensis
Lineage: Eukaryota; Fungi; Ascomycota; Eurotiomycetes; Eurotiales; Aspergillaceae
Exons: 2
Coding region: 1-3663 (1220 amino acids)
Source: RefSeq, a predicted model, not a curated record
AUGGCAAAGUCGGGCAAGAAGAACAAGAAGGCCGAUAGCGGCAAGCAGAAGAAUAAAAAGGGCAAAGCUCAGGAGGGUUCAGACGCUCCAACGCCUCAGCUUGAGCUUCCUUCUACCGGACUCGACGAGCAACAACUAGCAGCAGAAACGCCUCUUCCUGAAGACACACUUGAUCUAACCGCGGCGCCUACACCAGAACCCGAACCACAGUCUACUACAGAAGCUGCGCCGGAAGCUGGGUUGGAACCUUCGCAAGAGCCUCUACCGACACUUGAGUCUGCGCCUGAGAAAGAGUUACAAACGGAACCAGCGCCGCCUACCGAGCAAGUUCAGACGCCCUCUGCUUUCGAAGACCAACAGCAAUCACCGUCCAAAAUCGAUGGUUUCACUCAAAUUAUUGAACCAGAAAAUCGGUCAAAUCAAUCCACAGAUAUGAGUGCUACCCAGGUUCAGAAUCUUCAGGAGCCGACCUACGAAAAUUUCGGCGCAUGGGGGCAAUUUGGUUCAAUCGAAACGAAGAACGAGAACGACGACACCCCGGCGCUACAAAGCAAUCCUACAGAACCACCCGAAGGAUCGCCAAUUACUGCACCACAAUCACCUGUGUUCACGUCUGGCCCAGAGACUGUCACUGAACCUACUGAAUUUUGGCCAGCUUCGGAAGAAAACGACCAGACUAAGGCUUCGGCUCCCCAAGAGGAGGGCUCUCCCACAAAGAAAGACACUGACAUCUCCCACGACUCUACCAGCCCGUUUGCCAAGUCAGGCUCAUCUGAGCCAACUUCUGAACCUGCUCCUGCUCCUGAAGUUACCCCUACCCUCGCCUCUGGGACAGAACCUGAGCCCGUUAACGAAUCCGAGCCUGCCAAGGAGCCAGAACCGAUGUCAGUUCACGAACCGGCGACUGAGCCAGAGCCAAUUGCAAAUGUAGAGGCCGUGAUGAGACCUGAACGUACAAUUGAUCCGGCACAGGAGGUAACCCCUCCUGUUUCAAAGCCUCAGUCCCCUGCGCCACCGACUGCUUCGCCGUCAUACAAGUCCGCUUCACCAAUGCAACGCACAAUUUCGCCUGCCGCUAUAAGUGUCGCUGAUACCGUCGAUAUGCAACAAGCGUUCCCGCCCAUUCCUCCGCCCACGGCUCCUACACCACCAAUUGCGUCGCCCAAGUCCCAGCAUGCUCCGCCCGUAAAAGAUGCUGUAUUCACGGCUCCGAGGGCGGCACCUCCUACGCCGCCUAGUGCUUCUCCGUUGUAUCAACAAACCUACCCAGCAGAUCAACCCUACUCUCCACGCCAGAAGCCUGUAUCCUCAUCACAUAUACACCAGUCUCCUGUCCGCAAGUCCUCGUCACCCCUGCCCAAAGUGAGCAGUCCCUUGUCCCAUGCAUAUACCUCCCCAGUGAUGUCUCCUCAUACCGCACCUCUACCUCCAAUGCCUCCGUCAUUCCCUCCUUCAAUCUCUCAUAGCUAUGCUUCUGCCUACCAGUCACCCCCUAUGAGCUCUGGGGGGUUCUUUCCUUCUCAAUAUGGCUACUACCAGCCAACUUCGCACCCGCAUCCUAUGCAGCGUGGCUCAAUGGCGCCUAACGGCGGAAAUCCAUUCUCGGGAAUGAGAGACCAAGGUUAUGGGCACGAAAAUGAGCGCUCAGGUAGAGGUCCAAUUAUUCCCCAAGACCAGGAAGACGCUCGGGAGCUCUUGGAAAGAAUUCAGGAAGCUAUCCCGGAUAUCAACCGCCUUCUUGGGACCUUCAAGCAUACGAAAACCAAGCUUCAGUCUCGCGAAGCCGAGUUCAAGCAGAUGGAAAGCCAGCACAAGCAGGCAUUGAUGCACAAGGAGUUUUUUAUCGAAGCGUUACAAAAUCAGCUGCGCAAGACGGCGAACGAAAGUGCCGAGGAAGCAACCAAACUAAAGAAUAUGAUCAACGAACUUCGGAUGGAGCUUGGCAACAUGGAGGAAAAGCGAAAGGACAUGGAGGAAAAGCUCGCAGACUCCGAGGAAGGAAAAACUGGGCUCCAAGAGCAGGUCAAGAAGCUUAACGAAAACAUUGAGGAGGAGCGUGUGGCACACGACCAGGAACUGGAAAAGCAGCGUGCAGAGAAGGAUGCCGAGAAAGAAGAAGCGCUCUCGAUACAGAAACAGGAUCUGACCGAACUGUUUGAGGAGAUCAAAGCAGAAGAUGAGAAAGCGGCGGCAGAGACUCUUGCGACCCGUGAGACCGAAUUGCAGGAGCAGCAAGAAGCGAUGAAGACAGAGUACGAACAGCAGAAACAACAGAUGCAGGAGUCGCAUAAUAAUUUGCAAGCCGAGUUCGACGCUAAGCUGACAGAGCUCGCAACCACCCAAGAGGAACUCGAACAAAAGCACAAGGAAUUGGAGGACACUCGGAAGGAGCAUACUGAGCAGGUCGAAUCUCUCGAGAACAGCCAUCAGGAGAAGGUCAACGAAAUGGAACGCGUUUGGAAUGAGGAGAGAACUGGCUUGGAGACUCAACUUUCUGAGAAGUCCGAGGAGCUCGCCAACAGUGAGAAGGAGAACAAGCGGUUAGAGGAGGAUGUUCUCGGCAAAGAGAAACAACUCGUUCAUUCAACCGACAACAUGCGACUUACGAUUGAAAAUUUGGGUAAAGACUGCGACAGGCUGAAGAAGACUCUCUAUAGCCUUGGAGAAGCUACUGACCUCAAGAGCACGAAAGGCGAUACAUUCUUUCUAGACUGCUUCGGUCAACUCCAACGUCUUAUUGUGACUCUCUCUAAAGAGCACUUCUCGUACCUUCCAAUUGAUCCUCCUCAGGAGGUUCUCUCAAAGCUUCCGCCAGAUCUACCGUCAUUCCUUGACAACACACCAGCAUCGUGCGAACUACGGUCGGCGUACGUACAGCACGUUGUCUCGAAGACACUAACCUACCGCAUAUUCCACCCAUUCCUGUUCACUUUGGGGCGGAGAUACGAUAAAGCAGAUAUCCUCUUCCAGAUGCUCUCGAUGGAUAUCCGCCGUAAAUCCGUCCGACGCGAAGCAUUCUGGAGACAGCAAACACUCAAAGCAGCCUAUACAACCUCUGACGCGAAAGAGUCGAUCAAUGUCGUCGCCGCCGUGAUCGUGGACGAAAUCAGCAACCACCUAAAGCACCUUGCAGACCCUCGAAGAAUGGAUUCUCUUCUCACGGGAAUUCGGAAAAUUGUGAAGCUUGCGGCGGAAACAUGGAGACAUGCGCGUGUGGAGCGAGAGCUGAUACUUGCCUCCCUUCCCGGGCCUGAGGACAUCAAUUCCCCGACUGAGGACUGGGAAGAGUAUGAGAUCUCACAGGAACAUGACUCUGGUGAUUCCCAGGCAGACCUUGCACGUCAUGUGGUCCUACGUCCUUUCCCAAGGAUUAUUCGAGAAGCAGCCCACGAGGAUUUCAUCGGGGAUGAAAGCAAGGCAAACCCUUGCACGUACUCUCAGGGUGCAGUGCUUUACUCUGACUCCCCUAUCAUCCUUGCACGACUACAAGAGCUGGCGAAGAAGUCUACAGAUGCGCUGGCGGGGGCAGGUAACUCUUCUCGGCGGCAGUCUCGCGCAUCGAAUUAUUCUGAACCACUUUCGCCCCUCCCAACCGAGAUACCGUAUAUGCCAAAUGAUACGCUCAUUGAAGGCGCAACCGGAGCCAACUUUGGGACUGUAUAG